Messenger RNA from Sander lucioperca (pikeperch), 5014 nucleotides. It is a transcript of the gene znf281a, whose product is annotated as zinc finger protein 281a. NCBI's taxonomy places the organism in Eukaryota, Metazoa, Chordata, Actinopteri, Perciformes, Percidae. The transcript is spliced from 7 exons. The record is from RefSeq and is a predicted model, not a curated record. Gene Ontology annotation, molecular function: DNA-binding transcription factor activity, RNA polymerase II-specific; RNA polymerase II cis-regulatory region sequence-specific DNA binding. Gene Ontology annotation, cellular component: nucleus. Bases 186 to 2624 code for a protein of 812 amino acids. Gene Ontology annotation, biological process: regulation of transcription by RNA polymerase II.
CCCAGAAUCCUCUGCGCUAAGGCAAGAUGGAAGAACCCAGCAGCUGCGGGAGAACAAUGUUUUGGCUCUAGAUAUCGAAACGGACAGCUGAGGGUGAACUACGCGAGCCAAAACAGCAGGUCAUGGUCCUGCACCGGAUGACACUGAUUACCACCCCAUAGUUUUCUUGCCCGCCGGCAUACACCAUGAACAUCAUUCAAGACAAACUAGGCAAUGAAUACCUGCGCUCCAACGGGAGCAUGGACUCCAAUUUCGGCCCUGGCAUGAUAAUGUUCAGCCACCUCCCCCCGGUGACCAGCUUCACCCGGCUGGCCGCCCACUCGGUCAUGCAGGACCUUCCACCGCAAGAAAUGAUCCUGAAGAAGGAGCGUGACUCGCCUGACUGCAGCAUGGGCAGCCAGGGUGGGCGUAUGGGGUGUGUAGGAGUGGGAGACUAUGUUCACUCCAUGGGUAUCAAGCAGGAGAAGCUGUCAGAGCACGAUUAUCGCCUGCCAGUUUACCCUGGAGGGCUCGGGAAGAGCACAGAGCUGCUGGAGGUGACCGUCAGUAACAACCAGAGCCUGCUGGUGCAUGAACUCAGCAUGGGAAACCUGCCGAGUCAGUUAGGAAAGGAGCCCACUGGGAGAAAAGGUCGAAGGUCAAAUGGUGAUGGACAGGAGGUUAGACCAAAAAAGAAGAGAAGCGAGGCAAAGCAAUCAAUGAUGCUGGAUGCAGAUGGAGGCUGUCUGUCGCCGGGAACCAAGCCGCACAUCUGUGAGCACUGCGCUGCAUCCUUCAGAAGCUCCUAUCACCUACGCAGACACGUCCUCAUCCACACAGGUGAAAGACCCUUCAGAUGCAGUCAGUGCAACAUGAGCUUCAUUCAGAAAUACCUUCUCCAGCGACACGAGAAAAUUCACAGUGGAGAGAAGCCAUUCAGCUGUGACCAGUGUAACAUGCGUUUCAUUCAGAAGUACCACAUGGAGAGGCACAAGAGGACUCAUAGCGGAGAAAAGCCCUACAGAUGUGAGACCUGCCAACAGUUUUUUUCUAGGACAGACCGACUGCUUAAGCACAAGCGAACCUGUGGAGAAGCCAUAAAGAAGGGGCUGGAUCCUGGGAUGAUGGACCUGGGUUGUGUAAACUUGGGACAUGGCAGCUAUGGGAGCACUCAGGUAAAUGUUGGACAUACUGGGAGAAAGAGGGGAAAGUCCAAAAACUCUGGAGAGGGAGGAGAGCGCAAGAAGAAGAAGGGGGAUGCAGGAGGGAUGAGGGUACCGCACAUUCAUGGGACUGUACCUGAAGUCUACAGCAUCCACGAUUACUCGGUGGAGAAUCAAACGGUGUCUUCCUCUACUGAGCCAGGACCCAGCAUGCAGCAGGGCCACCACGGCCAAGCUCCAAAGAUGGCAUUCAAGAAGGCUAAUCGUAAGAGCCUGGAUAAAAUGGAUCUGGGACAGGCCAAAGCAGGCUCGUUGGAGCAGAAUGAUGGCAUGGAUGGCCUUGGACUCAUGCAUGGUAACGGGGCUAAAGUAGGGCCCACCAGCAGCAGCAACUACGACGAUGCCAUGCAGUUCAUCAAGAAAAGACGCUACCUUCACGCAGCAAACAAUGCAAACUCCUCAGGGCCAGUGGUGGCUGGAGGAACCAGCAGUGAGUAUGAUGUCGGCGUUGGUCACUUGUCUUCCCAGCAGUCUGUCAUUCAGGGUGUCGUUUCCAGUGUGAUGGACAGUGACGCGCCUCUGGGUCUCGACAAGUCGGGGAUCCCAGAUGAGGUGCUGCAGAGCCUCCUCGACCACUACACCCAGAAAUCUGACAGUUCGCACCACGACAUUCACUUUGACAUCAGUGACCAUCACGUGGAGCUGCACCCCAGCUCAGCAGACGGCACCGACAUGGGCCACAACACUGACACCCCCAGCCCUUCUGGAGAGAAGACUGUCAUGAUGCACGAAUACUCUCGCUUCCUGCUGCAGGCUUUGGAGCGCACCAGCCACAGUGCCAGCUUCCCUAUGGGCCCCGGGCCUCCCGCCUCGGGACCGUUCACCAGUUCCCACCCGGGAAACCCCCUCUACGCUGACAAGAACAUGUACACUACGUCCCCACUGGAGUGUGGGUUUGGCCAGUCAGUGUCCUCGCCUUCGCUGCCCUCCUCUGUGCCAAAGUCCCACUUUGCGAUGCUGACGGGCUCCUCACCACAGCACAGCUUCCACCUGAGCAGCCUGGAGGCUUCCACACACCAGCAGCUCACCCCUUCUCAGGAGCUCACCGAGCAGAUGGAGAAGCAGCACUCCUCCACUCCCCCUUCCUCCUACCAGAUUAGCCCAUCUGACCUGAGCAGCCAGAAGGACCAAAUGCCGGUCAAGAAUGGCACGGUGGUCUAUCAUCUGCCCCCCUCGCAGGAUCUGGCCUCUUUGGACUCCUCCAAGCCUUCCUACCAGAUAGAAAACUUUGCCCAGGCCUUUGGCUCCCAGUUCAAGUCAGACGGCCGUGGCCUGUCUUACGGCACUGACUCUAGCGGGGAGGUGGAUCACAGGAUACGGACACCUGUGUCUGAAUUCUCAGGGUAUAGUAGUUUAUUAUCUGAUGUCAAUGAGCCAGUAAGUACAGGUUCCAAAACUACAACAAGCCAAAGCUACAGAUGAGAGCCUGAGAGGGAGAGAACACUCGGUAAAGUUAAUGUUCUUAUUUUAAUUUUUUAGUGCUCCUAUUUUAUUAUUGUAAUUAUUAUUUUUUUUAAAGUGACAUGCUUUUAAUUAUACUGAUGCUCUGUUAUUGUGCCCACUCCUCUCCCCACAGAAAGCCCACAAGGCUUCCUGCAAAUGCAAUUUUUUUUUAAGUAUCUGUUAUUUUUAAGUUAAUAUGUAUUUACUGUUUAUUCUUGUCAUAUUAGUGGCAUUAGGUCUGGUCAUGAAUCAUGAACUGAAAGUGCUUUUUGAAUAAGCAUAGAGUAGCACAGGACAUAUUUCUUUUACAAUGAGCUGAAGUGUUUGAGCAAUCAACUUUACAAUUGUAAAAUAAUAAUGAAAAUAACCAUGAUGGCAGGGAAUAGCCCAGAGUUUAAACAGCAAAAAAAAAGUAAUUGUCUGUUACAAGGUUUAAAGUAUUACUCAGGAAAAAGUGAAAAAGGAGAAGCCUACGAGGUGCAGUGAACGCUCUUUUCAGAAGUUUAAGCUUGCAACUUCUAAGAGGAUUUUUCUUAUGUUUUAUUACUUGUUGAAUGAGUGUGACAUAAACAGACUGCUGCCAGCUCACUUGAGCACUGAAAACACUUUCUACUUGGCUAUAUAGAGAUUAUGGUACUUUCGUGUCAAUGUGAAAUUCAUGUUUUCUUCAAUAAGGGCCAUAUAUAUAUAUAUAUAUAUAUAUAUAUAUAUAUAUAGUAAUGUAAAAUAACAGAUUUAAUCAUUCUGGAAGACUGCCAGUUGAAGUAGAGGAUGAAUGAGGGCUGGUUAGGGGGGGUAAUGUUGUCCUUGGUAUAUUUUUGGAGAACAAAAGUGAUGUUAAGGCUUUUUUUUGGUCAAUAGAGGUUGCUGUUGGGCAGUGAUAGAAUGCCCUUCCCCUUUUCCUGCCCUCCGCUUCUUCCUCGGUUAUCUAAUUUCUUUAAAAUAAUCCAAUUAGCACUUUGAGCCGUUUUCUUACAUUGCGUAAAAUACUCCGUUGGAUCAAGGAAGCUCAAACGUCAGGAAUGGACUGGCUUUUUGACAGAGAGAUGUUGUUUGGGCGUAUGCAGAUGGGGUUUCUGGGUUGAACAUAUUCUGGGUGUAUAAUAUGGAUACCCUUUUGUUUGGGUAGCAUGGUUUAUAUAGGGAUGGUGGGCGGCAGGGGGGAGGGAGGGAGUGGCAGGGUUAUGUGAAAGUGGGAUUUUUCAUUGACAUUUUCUCUUUCUCCUUACUUUUAGGGAGGGUUUAGAUUGGGAGAGAGGGCGGGAGGGGGGGACUUUUAAAAUACAGUAACAUUUAAUCGGGAUAAUGUAAAUGUAAUUCAAACCUCUAGUUUUAGUUUUGACUUGUUACCCAACUUAGAAGCUUUGCUUUCUUAUUAAAAUUGAUGACAAAUGUGUUAGUGAUCAAUUAUUUCUUCAGCUGUUACUGAGAGGCAGCCGUAUGCAUUAUGAGCAAAAAGGUGGCUGACCAAAAAUUUGUAUGCGUUUAGAUAUUUCACACGUGCUGGCAGUACCAAGCAUAUAUGUCCCGUUAGAAAUUGGGUGCCUAUUCCUGAGAAGUGCAGGUGCAAGAUAUUGUCUAGUAAAUGUUAAAUGUAAUUUCUUGCUGAUUUUUAAAUGUAUUUAUGCUGUACGAUUCUUUUGUAAAGACAACAAUAAGGAAGCUGUCUUCCAUUGCCACUGGCCUUGAGUGCUGGAAAUGAUAUCACUCUGCUGAAUGAGUCUUUAAACCCCUUUAUGCCCUGAUGGCCUGUUGUUUUAAGCAAUCAUUAAACAUGGCAGAGUGAAUGCAAUGCUGUAAUAUCUUAAAUAAUGUUGCCAUGCUGAACAGUUGAGGCGUUAACAAGAAUUUGCCUCGCGUAUACCUCAUAUCACAGUAAACCAGAGACAAAAGAGUGAAGGUUUGAUGUAUGUAGCAGAGAUGCUGUUGUAUGUAAAAAGAAAAACAAACAGAAAUUGUCAUGUUUCUGUGACUAGUUUAAAACAUCUGUCUACAUUUAUGUGACCCACUAAGAAGUUGUUGCUUUUAACGGUUUCUGCAAAUGUCUCAUGCCAACCAGUGUUCAGUCUCUUCAGUUUGACCUCCUCUCCUCUAGAUCUGAUUUGCCAUAUUAUUUCAAUAUGCUUAUUGUUUACAAAAGAAGUACAAAACACUACAUCUUACUUAACUGAAUUUUGACCCCUGUACAAAUUUUAUUUUACUAUAUUUCUUUCCCUUUUUGUUUUUAUCACCGCCAAAUUUUUGUAGCUGAUGAUAUCUUCCAUUUUUAUGUUCUUUCAGCUUCUUGUGAUGUAUUUCACAAGGCUGUACUUGUCCAAUGAAUUUAAAACUGAUUAGGGAGAAAACAAUAAAAAAUGCUGUUAUCAAGA